AUUCACCUGAAAGUUUAUGUUUUUAGAAAUAAACAAAAACUUACGCAGCUGCCUAUUAAACGUUUAAUUUAUAAUAUCAUAGCUUUAAAAAACACAAAUCGUUGCCAUGGGCUUUCUCACAGUAUUAAAAAAGAUGCGCCAGAAGGAAAAGGAGAUGCGCAUAUUGUUGCUAGGCCUGGAUAAUGCCGGCAAGACCACGAUCCUGAAGAGAUUCAACGGCGAACCCAUAGACACCAUCUCACCCACACUGGGCUUCAACAUAAAAACCCUAGAGCACAAUGGCUACACCCUGAAUAUGUGGGAUGUUGGUGGCCAGAAGUCCCUGAGAUCCUACUGGCGGAAUUACUUCGAGUGCACGGAUGGCCUGGUUUGGGUGGUGGACAGUGCGGACAGGAUGCGCCUGGAGUCCUGCGGCCAGGAAUUGCAGGUCCUGCUGCAAGAAGAGCGCCUUGCAGGAGCCACACUACUGGUCCUAUGCAACAAGCAGGAUUUGCCCGGUGCCCUCUCAUCAAAUGAAAUCAAGGAGAUACUACAUCUAGAGGAGAUCACCACGCAUCAUUGGCUGGUCGCCGGAGUUAGCGCAGUGACUGGGGAGAAGCUACUCAGCUCCAUGGAUUGGUUGAUAGACGACAUAGCCAAGCGUAUAUUCACUUUGGAUUAAAUAUAACUUCCUUACUUCUCCAACAA
Molecule: messenger RNA, 687 nt
Organism: Drosophila elegans
Lineage: Eukaryota; Metazoa; Arthropoda; Insecta; Diptera; Drosophilidae
Gene: Arl2
Product: ADP-ribosylation factor-like protein 2
Exons: 3
Coding region: 107-661 (184 amino acids)
Biological process (GO): protein folding
Cellular component (GO): microtubule cytoskeleton; cytoplasm
Molecular function (GO): GTPase activity; GTP binding
Source: RefSeq, a predicted model, not a curated record